AUGCUCUGUGUAGGGUCAAGGAGCAGAACAACGAUAGGAGGGAGUACUGAUGAUAUUUACCUGCGUAGGAUUAAGGAGAAGAACGACGAGAAUAAAUGGCAUGCAUAUGUAAAAACUUUCGAUUCUUCUAUUCCUACAGGAAUUUUACUACCACACGAAUCCAAGAAGACUAAGAAGUCAAAUAAAGAUGAGCCUACUUCUCCUACGAAGAAAGCGAAGAGUUCAACCUCAUCCAAAUCAACAAUGCAGAAACCAGAAAUUGUUGCUAUGACAAUCGAAGCAACAACAAUGAUUACACCAGUUGUGGAAGAGUCACAAGAAAAUGUGGUGAUUCCUUCGAAAACAGGGAUGUUUCGAAGAAUCAAGAUGAAAUCCAAGCACAAAUGCAAAUCUUCAUCUAAGAAACUGUUUCGCAAACGUCAAAUUUCUCAUCAAGGGGUAAUGUUUCGUGAGGUUCCUCUUCCUGUUUCUCCUGCAUCCAAGAAAAGGGCAGUCGAAGAUAUGGCGAAACAUUUAUCUCAACCAACAAAGAAGAAGACGAAGAAGGCUAGGAAGAUUGUUUUAUCCAGCGAGUCUACUGAAGAGGAUGAACGAGUACCAGAUACUCCUUAA
Messenger RNA from Lactuca saligna, 612 nucleotides. Lineage: Eukaryota; Viridiplantae; Streptophyta; Magnoliopsida; Asterales; Asteraceae. The record is from the annotation of a GenBank genome assembly.